CUUUACCAUAGCAAGGGGGCUUAACUCUCAACUAAAAAUUAUUACACAAGUUUAUCACCAAACAACACGCCGAUAAUAAGUUGUCAUCAUGUUGACAAACAAAGUCUUCAUCAAGAAGACCAGGCUUGGAGGUGUGAUGAAAAUAGUGCGUGAGCAUUAUUUAAGAGAUGAUAUCUGCUGUGGUUCUCAAGCCUGCAAAAAGAAAUGUGAGCCAGCUAAUAAUGUUUGCUUAGAGAGAGAGCCAAUCAGUGACAGCAAACUUGUUCCAGAGCCGCACUACAUCAUACCAGACACAAAUGUAGCUCUGCAUCAGAUUGAUAUCUUGGAAGACCCAUCAGUUAAGAAUGUCAUUAUUCUACAGACUGUACUUGAUGAGAUCCGACACAGAAGUGCUCCUGUUUACAAAAGAGUAAAAGAUAUAAUCAGCAACUCACAGAAAUGCUUUUAUACUUUCUGCAAUGAAUUUAACAUGCAUACCUAUGUUGAACGGAAACCUGGAGAAAGUGCUAAUGAUCGUAAUGACAGGGCUAUUCGGAAAGCAGUUGACUGGUAUUCCCAGCACUUGAAAGAUGAGGGAAUUGUUAUUGUUUUGUUGACGAAUGAUGCAGACAAUUAUAAAAAAGCUGUCAGUGAGAAACUCACAGCAUACACAAUCCAUGAUUAUGUAAGAAGCCUUUCUAAUCAAUCCCUGAUAGACAGACUUGCCAAUCCACUCAAUCAGUCUUCUGCUGAUACAAGUGGUAAAGUUUUAUUUUCUGAGCAUCUUGGGCUUGCGGAUAUACAGAAAGGCAUCAGAGCAGGUAGAUUCCUCCAGGGGACCUUGUUGAUCAGUCGGGAAAACUACCUUGAGGCUAACGUCAGCGUGAAAGACAAGGAUCACAUGGUUUUUGUCCAAGGAUUGCAGAAUUUGAACCGAGCUGUGAAUGAUGAUAUUGUUGCCAUAGAGAUGCUGCCUGAAUCAGAGUGGAGUUGUCCUUCCUCACUAGUGCUGACAGAGGACGAUGGAAAAGAUGAUGAGGAUGAGGAAAACAGGGAACUUACGGAUAAUGAAUCUCUGAUCCGCAACAAGGUACCCAAGGAACUCCGCCAGCCAACAGCUCGUGUGGUGGGAAUUAUAAAAAGAAACUGGAGACAGUACUGUGGUAUUUUACAGCCUUCACUGCUUAAAGAGAGAACUCGCCAUCUGUUUAUACCAGCAGAGAAGAGAAUUCCAAAGAUUAGGAUAGAAACCAGACAAGCUGAAAACUUGGCCUCUAAAAGGAUAAUUGUGGCCAUUGAUAGUUGGCCACGGAACUCAAGAUACCCUCAGGGCCACUUUGUUCGCUGUCUUGGUGGUGUGGGAGACAAGGAAACAGAGAACGAAGUGCUGCUGUUGGAGCAUGAUGUUCCCCACUCCAAGUUCUCAGAGGCUGUGCUCAGUUUCCUGCCAAAAAUGCCAUGGACAAUCACUGAAGAUGACUUGAAAAGGCGGCGAGACUUGAGGCACCUGGACAUCUGUAGUGUUGACCCGCCAGGUUGUACAGACAUUGAUGAUGCUCUUCACUGUAGAAAGUUAGAAAAUGGAAAUUAUGAGGUUGGUGUUCAUAUCGCAGAUGUCUCUCAUUUUAUUCGACCUGGAAAUGCUCUAGACCAGGAGGCAGCAAGCAGAGGAACAACAGUCUAUCUAACUGACAAAAGAAUAGACAUGGUCCCAGAUUUAUUGAGCUCAAACCUUUGUUCACUGAGAAGUGGGGUCAAUAGGUUUGCAUUUUCUGUGUUAUGGGAGAUGACUCCUGAGGCUCAUAUCAUCAGCACAGAUUUCACCAAGAGUAUCAUUGAUUCAAAGGCCUCAUUAACAUACGCUGAAGCCCAGAUGAAGAUCGAUGACCCCAAUGCUUCAGAUAGUUUAACCCUUAGUUUGAGGGGGCUGAACAGGCUGGCCAAGAUUUUAAAGAAGAAGAGGCUCGACAAUGGUGCCCUCAGCUUAGCCUCAACAGAGGUGAGGUUCUAUGUUGACAGUGAAACCAACGACCCAAUAGAUGUGCAAACUAAAGUUCUCAGAGAUACUAACUCCAUGGUUGAAGAGUUCAUGUUGUUAGCCAACAUUGCUGUUGCUGAAAAAAUCCUACUAGAGUUUCCAGAUAAUGCACUUCUCAGGCGCCAUCCAUCCCCACCUGUAUCCAAUUUUGAUCCUUUGAUCAAAGCAGCAGCAUCUAAGGGCUUCAAGAUUGACGUAUCAUCUGGCAAAGGCCUGGCUGACAGCUUAGACAAGGCUGUGGUGGCGGAGAACCCGUACUUUAACACUAUGUUACGUAUCAUGACGACCCGUUGUAUGAUGCAGGCUGUGUACUUCUGCAGUGGGAUGUUGCAGCCGUCUGACUACCUACAUUAUGGCUUGGCCACGCCCAUUUACACUCACUUCACCUCACCCAUUAGAAGAUACUCUGAUAUCAUUGCACACAGACUUCUAGCUGUCAGCAUUGGGGCUGAUGCAUCCUAUUCAGAUUUGCUGGACAAGUCCAAAAUUCAGACCUUGUGUAACAACCUCAACUACAGACACAAGAUGGCACAGUAUGCUGGCAGAGCUUCUGUUAACCUACACACACAUCUUUUCUUUAAGACAAGGGUGCAGGAUGAAGAAGGGCAUGUUUUAUUUGUGCGUAAAAACGCCUUACAGAUCCUUAUACCCAAGUAUGGGCUAGAAGGGACUGUGUUUCUUAAUGAUGAAGGCCAGAAGUCCUCAAGUAUAUUUGUUUACAAUGAAGAGAUGAACACCCAAACAGCGGGGGAUGUGACUAUUCAUGUGUUUGAUCCAGUCAUUGUCCAACUAAGUAUUGACCGCACCAAUGUCCAGCAUAUGAAACUAUCACUUAAACUUGUCAAACCUAAGAUCCCUGGUUUCAGUGUACCUUCAGCUGCCACCUCAUCUACUGAAUCUCAGCCAGCUACAGCACAGCCACAAGAGAAGAAGAGACGCAUGAAAUGAUAAUGUAAAUAAAAUACACUGCUUGGAUGGUAACUAAAAUGUUGAGAUAAAUUAUGUUAAGUAAAAUGAUACGUCACCAUGUUAACACAGUUUGUUUACCUAUAAGGAUUAAGUAAUGGAAUAGUUGGUUUUUAUGUAGCACUGCACCAUAUUGGUGUCAUAUUUUAAUGGAGCAAAAUGUUACAUUCAUGUACAUUGGUUAUGUAAAAUGGUUACUUU
Molecule: messenger RNA, 3184 nt
Organism: Physella acuta
Lineage: Eukaryota; Metazoa; Mollusca; Gastropoda; Physidae
Product: exosome complex exonuclease RRP44
Biological process (GO): nuclear mRNA surveillance of mRNA 3'-end processing; rRNA catabolic process
Cellular component (GO): cytoplasmic exosome (RNase complex); nuclear exosome (RNase complex)
Molecular function (GO): endonuclease activity; RNA binding; 3'-5'-RNA exonuclease activity
Source: RefSeq, a predicted model, not a curated record